Molecule: messenger RNA, 821 nt
Organism: Suricata suricatta (meerkat)
Lineage: Eukaryota; Metazoa; Chordata; Mammalia; Carnivora; Herpestidae
Product: actin-related protein 2/3 complex subunit 1A-like
Exons: 2
Coding region: 382-798 (138 amino acids)
Biological process (GO): Arp2/3 complex-mediated actin nucleation
Cellular component (GO): Arp2/3 protein complex; actin cytoskeleton
Molecular function (GO): actin filament binding
Source: RefSeq, a predicted model, not a curated record
GCCCAGGGUGAGCACUGGCAAGGAGAAGAUGGCAGCACAAGACGUUCAGUCGUGACAGUGACAGGAAGCGUGCUAGGUGGUCAGAAAGGAGAAGCCACAUUAGGGUGAAGAAGUCCAGGAAAGCUUCAUGGAGGUGAUCAAAUUAGAGCUGAGCUUCAGAGACCCGGGUGGACUUUGGAUAACCAUGUGGGUAUAGGAUGUGUGAGCAAAGGCAAAAACCUAGAAAGAAUAAGGGCUCACUGAGGACCGUGCUGUAGACCAGUCUGUCAUGAGUGGGGGGCCCCAGAAGCAGGUGGGGCCCAGGCCAGAGAGGGCCAAAGGCUUCUGUUUCUGCGGGUUGCCCCAGGCCUGUGUCAUGUUUAAGAUUCCGGAUUUCUGAAAAUGGAGGUCCUGGGGCUCCUUUUAAGCAUGUUUGUUUAUACUGCCCGAGCGCCCCUGAAAAUGGGUCCAUUGUCAUCUUCUGUGUCUAUAAAGAAGCUGCAUGGCCUGUUCUGUGUCAGUUUAACAAUUGUUCUUGUGUUCAGGGUCUCAACUCUGAAAACGGAGUUCCUGCCCCUGCUGAGUGUGUCGUUUGUCUCGGAGAACAGCGUGGUAGCUGCUGGCCAUGACUGCUGCCCGAUGCUCUUUAACUACGAUGACCGUGGCUGCUUGACCUUCGUCUCCAAACUAGACAUUCCAAAACAGAGCAUCCAGCGCAACAUGUCUGCCAUGGAGCGCUUCCGCAACAUGGACAAGAGAGCCACGACUGAGGACCGCAACACGGCCUUGGAGACGCUGCACCAGAAUAGCAUCACGUAGGUACCAUCCAGCCACCUGCGUGU